AUGCGCACGCAACGGAUCGGCCUGCGGCACUUUUUAUAUAAAAUCAACGCGGCCGAGUCAGACCGGUGUAGCUGCCAGGAGGGCUCCCAGACCUCGAGGCAUGUCCUCCUGCAGUGCUCGCUGUACACCGAUCUGCGAGGGGCCAUGCUUGACCGUAUUGAUAGAAUCCGGGGGCUCCGAGGAAAGACAGCCGACUACGACUCGGUCAUGUCACACCCGCAGGCACUCCGCUGGGUUGCCGAAUUUGUACACAACACAGGCCUGCUGGGCCAGUUCCGCGAAGCGGAGCUGAUCACGCAGGCGCCGGAAUCAACUACAAUAGGAGCGGAGGGGAAGACGCUGGUUAAACGGAUUCUUGAUUGA
This is a messenger RNA of Aspergillus oryzae RIB40, 363 nucleotides long. RefSeq lists its product as uncharacterized. NCBI's taxonomy places the organism in Eukaryota, Fungi, Ascomycota, Eurotiomycetes, Eurotiales, Aspergillaceae. The record is from RefSeq and is a predicted model, not a curated record. The transcript has 2 exons. Bases 1 to 363 code for a protein of 120 amino acids.